Molecule: messenger RNA, 756 nt
Organism: Asparagus officinalis (garden asparagus)
Lineage: Eukaryota; Viridiplantae; Streptophyta; Magnoliopsida; Asparagales; Asparagaceae
Product: actin-depolymerizing factor 7
Exons: 3
Coding region: 143-562 (139 amino acids)
Biological process (GO): actin filament depolymerization
Cellular component (GO): actin cytoskeleton; cytoplasm
Molecular function (GO): actin filament binding
Source: RefSeq, a predicted model, not a curated record
CCUCCCGCCGUAUAUAUACUCCCCUCUCUCAUUUUAUCUCCGUUAAUAGAAACUCCGAUAUCGGAGCCCUAGAUUUUCUCUCCCAAAAAUUAUCUAAUUUCUCUCUCGCUCGCCGAUUCCCACUCCGAUCGCCGCUCCCAAAAUGGCCAACGCAGCGUCGGGGAUGGCUGUGAAUGAUGAGUGCAAGCUGACGUUCUUGGAACUGAAGGCUAAGAGGACAUACCGCUUCAUAGUUUUCAAGAUCGACGAGAAGUUGAAGCAAGUGAUUGUCGAGAAGGUCGGUGAACCCAUUUCAAGCUAUGAGGAUUUCAGCGCUGCCCUUCCCGCUGAUGAGUGCAGAUAUGCUAUCUACGACUUUGAUUUUGUGACUGAAGAGAACUGCCAGAAAAGCAAGAUAUUUUUCAUUGCAUGGUCACCUGAUAUCGCAAGAGUGAGAAGCAAGAUGCUUUACGCCAGCUCGAAGGACAGGUUUAAGAGAGAGUUGGAUGGCAUCCAGGUGGAAUUGCAGGCGACUGAUCCAACUGAGAUGGGCCUUGAUGUCAUUAGGGGCCGUGCCAAUUAAGUAUGUAAUUUCAUUGGAUAUGUUGUCUCUGCACUCUGGUUGCUUUAGUGAAUUGUUUAUAGUCUCUUGGGAUGCAUAAUCUACUAAAUACCCUAUCUGCUUGUUGUUUAUUUUAUUACAGUAUAACUCUAUUUGUCCUCAAAACAUGCUGGUUCUGGUUUUUGCCAUUAUUUGAUUUAUGUUUUGAUUUGUUA